Peronospora farinosa is the source of this 1572-nucleotide messenger RNA. Lineage: Eukaryota; Oomycota; Peronosporomycetes; Peronosporales; Peronosporaceae. The record is from the annotation of a GenBank genome assembly.
AUGUUGCGUCGCCUGACCUUCCGUUCCAUUAAGACGACGACGACUCGCAAUUUUGCGUCCACGUCGGAAUUAUACAAGAAUCCACGCAGUUCUAAGUUUUCCAUGACUAAAAUCGUGGCUACUAUUGGUCCCGUGUCCGAUCAGCUCGACAUGCUCCAGCAGCUCACAAACGAAGGAUUGCGCAUCAUGCGCAUCAACUUUUCUCAUGCCGAGUAUGACGAAGCACUUGUUCGAAUCAACAAUCUUCGCGCCUGUGAGGGCGUACACGCCCAAGGCCAAUCUAAUUUUAAUUUACGUGCCGUAUUGCACGACACCAAGGGCCCCGAGAUUCGUACGGGCAAGAUGCUGGAUAGCAAGAAAAUUACACUUCGCAAGGGUAAACAGGUGGUCUUGACAACCGACCCCAAGUUUGAACUCACGGGCACGGCUGACAAGUUUUAUGUUACGUACAAGCAGCUUGCAGAGACCGUCAAAGUUGGUGACACGGUGUUGUUGUCGGAUGGUUUAAUCCGACUCACGUGCACAGCUGUCAGUAAGGGGGAAAUCACGUGCGAGAUUGAAAACACCGAGGAGAUUGGAAAUCGCAAGGGUGUGAACCUUCCUGGACUGAUUGUAGACCUUCCAGCCUUGUCCGAAAAAGACAAGCGCGAUCUUGACUGGGGUGUAAAGCAAGACAUUGAUUUCAUCGCAGCGUCCUUUAUUCGUAAAGCUAGCGACGUGAACGAGAUCCGCUCGUACGUGGAUGAGUGCGUCAAGAAACAUUGGGCACACGAACCAAACUACAUCGCUCCAAAGAUCAUUUCCAAGGUGGAGAACUUGGAGGGUGUUCAGAACUUUGAGGAGAUUCUGGACGCCUCAGACGGAAUCAUGUGUGCACGUGGCGAUCUGGGAGUUGAAGUGCCUGUCCAGAAAGUGCUGACCUACCAGAAAAUGAUGGUAGACCGGUGCAAUGCCGUCGGUAAGCCUGUGAUCGUGGCCACACAGAUGCUCGAGUCUAUGCAGACCAACCCUCGCCCCACGCGUGCUGAGGUCUCGGAUGUCGGCAAUGCCGUCCUGGACGGUGCUGACUGCGUCAUGCUCAGCGGUGAGACUGCUCAAGGCAAAUACCCGAUCGAAUCUGUGAGUACCAUGAACACGGUGAUCAAGGAGGCCGAUGAGCUGCUGUUGCAGCCGACCUACCGUGCCAAGUUCCAGUUUGACCCGCCGACCUCGGACGUCGAGUCUGCUGUGUCGUCAGCUGUCAAGACUGCUAACGAGAUGCACGCACAACUCAUGAUUGUUCUGACCCGCACGGGUUACACGGCCCGCAAGGUCGCCAAGUACAAGCCCACUGUGCCGGUCAUGUGCUUCACCACUGAUAUGAAGGUCGGCCGUCAGCUUCAGAUCCACCGUGGUCUGUAUCCAGUCGUCCCCGACUCUCUUGACCAGGCGCCGACUACUGCCGAGGCUAUUGCUCACGCCAAGAAAAUGGGGUGGCUCUCUUCGGGCGACCGCGUCGUUGUGAUCAGCGGUGACAAGUUAUCAGACGACCUUGGCCGGGAAAUUCUCAUUAGCGUGGCUGACGUCCGGUAA